AUGGCUAAGCGGCCUUCCGCCAUUGUAGUUGGGGCCGGAAUCGGUGGAGUCGCGUCGGCGGCACGCCUUGCCCGAGCUGGUUUCGAUGUCACCGUAUGCGAGAAGAAUGACUUUACCGGCGGACGAUGUUCCUUGAUUCAUCAUGAAGGAUACCGCUUCGACCAAGGGCCAUCACUGCUACUCAUUCCUCGCUUCUUCGAAGAGAUUUUUCACGAUCUGGGCACAUCCAUCGAGUCUGAGGGCAUUGAAAUACUGAAAUGCGAGCCCAACUACAAUAUCUGGUUUCACGACGGCCACUGCUUCAGCGCAUCCACCGACCUGGCGAGCAUGAAGCUGGAAAUCGAGAAAUGGGAAGGCGAGGCUGGCUUUCAGCAGUACCUGUCUUUUCUGCAGGAAUCUCACAGGCACUUGGAGCUCAGCGUGACCCAUGUUCUCCGCAAGAACUUUACGUCGCUCCUCUCCAUGGCGCGGCCAAGCUUUCUGCGACACAUUCUCAAGCUUCAUCCUUUCGAGUCAGUGUAUGGCCGGGCGUCGAGGUAUUUCAAGAGUGAGCGACUGAGAAGAGUCUUUACUUUUGCGACCAUGUAUAUUGGGCUCUCACCCUAUGAUGCGCCAGGAAUCUACUCUCUCCUGCAAUAUUCAGAGCUGGCUGAAGGUAUCUGGUACCCCCGUGGAGGCUUCCAUCGCAUCAUUGAGGGUCUGGUUGCUGUUGGAGAGCGCCUAGGAGUAAAGUAUCGCCUCAACGCACCAAUUAAUCGUGUCAUGGUCGACGAGCAUUCAAAUCGCGCAACCGGCGUUAUUUUAUCAUCGGGGGAACAACUCAAGGCCGACGUCGUCGUGAUCAAUGCUGACCUAGUCUAUGCAACCAAUCACCUACUACCUAGCACACCACGCGCUGAGCGUCUUUCCAAGCAGCCGGCUUCCUGCAGCUCCAUCUCCUUUUACUGGGCAUUGUCUCGCGAGAUUCCCGAACUUCAAGCGCACAAUGUCUUUCUCGCUGAUGAGUACCGCGAGUCCUUUGACGCAAUCUUCAAGCGGCAGGAUAUGCCAGAACAGCCGUCCUUUUAUGUCAAUGUGCCGAGCCGCGUCGAUGAAACCGCCUCACCAGCAGGUACCGAUGCCGUAGUGGUUCUUGUGCCAGUUGGUCAUCUAGGAGGGGGUACGACAAGCAAAAAGGACUGGCACAAAAUGGGGGAAACUGCUCGCGAAUGCGUCAUCUCGACACUGGAAGCCCGUACUGGCGUCACUGGACUGAGGGACGCAAUAAUCAAGGAAAUUGUCAAUACCCCGGAAACUUGGAAAACUCACUUCAAUCUUGAUCGUGGCGCUAUACUUGGACUAAGUCACGGUUUUUUCAACGUCUUGAGCUUUCGACCGAGUACCAGCAAUCCUGAUGUAGGCGCGUGCUACUUUGUCGGUUCAAGCACCCAUCCCGGAGCAGUCAUUCAAUUAUUCUCGUCUCGCAUUCCCUCUGGUCCGAGAGUACCAGAUGAAUUGGGAAUUCUUUACCACUACGAAAACAAGGACUCUCUCAUGUCGUCAAGCAAUGCUACCGAUGCUGGUGGCCAGCGUGAUCUGCCAGACCUCCCUAGUGGAGAUUACACGGUGGGUUGGAUCUGUGCAAUCCCUCCUGAAUACGUCGCCGCCAUUGCGCUUCUUGAUGAGCAGCACAAGCGAUCGGAUAAUUCGAAGCAUCAGUACACGCUGGGGAAAAUGGCCGGGCACAAUGUUGUCAUUGCCGUUUUCCCGGACGGAGAGUACGGUACUGCCACUGCAGCAGCCACUGCCAGGAACCUGCUUAGCACUUUCCCCAAUAUCACCAUCGGUCUCAUGGUAGGCGUAGGUGGUGGUGCACCAAGCGAGAAACACGACAUCCGGCUAGGUGAUGUUGUUGUGAGUGCGCCAGGAAAUGAGGAACCUGGCGUUUUCCAGUAUGAUUACGGCAGGACUAUUCAGAACCAGGCGUUUCAGGAGACACAGCAUCUGGAUAAGCCGCCCUCAGUGCUCAGGGAGGCAGUCAGUGCCAUCAAGGUGGCACACGAGAUGUACGGCCACAACAUACCAGACAUGAUCACGACAGCCUUGAACAAAGUACCAAGGAUAAGAGCAAGGUUUAGCUCGCCAGGCCCGGAUUCGGACAAGCUUUAUUUAUCGACUGUCGUUCAUCCUUUCAAUGAUAAUUCGCGAUGCGAUAUCAGUUGUGGCGUGGAAGAUUCGCUCUUUGUUUUCCGCCGUGAGCGGCACGAAGAUGAAGAUGAUCCAUUUAUACAUUACGGACUCAUUGCCACUGCGAACCAAGUCAUGAAAGACGCCACAAUUCGGGACAGGCUGGCAAAAGAAAGAGACGUGCUUUGUUUCGAAAUGGAAUCCGGCGGGUUAAUGAACCACUUCCCAUGUUUGGUGGUGCGAGGGAUAUGCGACUAUGCAGACACGCAUAAGAACAAGGUGUGGCAGGGAUAUGCGGCCAUGACUGCAGCGGCAUACACAAAAAGUCUCCUCGAGAAGAUCCAGCCCGGCAGCGCCACGGAAGCGGAGAAACUUAGCGAGUUGCUUCAAGAUGUUCUCUCCUCUUCCCACGAAGCCGCCGCUGGAAUCAGCAAUCUCCACACAUCCUUGCGCCAUGACAAAAUCACGGAAUGGCUGUCACCGCCAGAUUACCGGCAGAACUUUAGCACUGCUAAAGGGAAGCAUCAGAGCGGUACUGGUCAAUGGCUACUUGAUAGUGAACACUAUAAGUCUUGGAAAACAGACAAAUCGUCCUCGUUAUGGUUGAAUGGCAAGACAGGGUGCGGCAAGACCAUUCUCAGCUACACUGUUAUUGCAGAUCUGGAAGAAGACGAACGUACAUCUGAUGCAUCCCUCUUUUUCUACUUUGACUUCACCGAUGUGAAGAAGCAAUUCACAGAAAAUGCGCUCUGCUCUCUUAUUGACCAGCUGUACGACAAAAAGGACGACGCUCGCGCACCCUUGGACAAGCUCUUCGAAAAAAAAGUCCCCAACAAAGACCCCGAUUAUUACAUAUUAAAUGAGGUCUUUCAGUCGAUGAUCAAGCUGUGCAGUCAAGUCUGGAUUGUUCUUGAUGCACUUGACGAGUGCAGCAACCGCAGUAAAGAAAAAGCCAACGGUCUCUUAUCAUGGAUUGAGCAUCUACAAUGCGCUUGCUCAAAUGUUCAUAUUAUGUUCACGAGCCGGCCCGAGCCAGACAUACAAGAAUCCAUCGAUACGUGGCACAACUGCAACAAAAUCUUACUACAGCCUGGCCUAGUGAGCGACGACAUUACUACCUAUGUCCAUAGAAGAGUCGCGAGGAUGAAGUUGUGGCAAAACAAGCCUAUAUUACAGAAGCUAAUGCGGGAUACACUUAUUCAAGGUGCCAAAGGAAUGUUCCGAUGGGUAGCCUGUCAGUUUGACACGUUAGAAAUGUGCCUUAGCCCUGGGGAUGUGGAGGACAAGUUGAAGAAUCUACCAGAAACAUUGGAUGCGACUUAUGCCCAAAUGAUGGGUAGAAUCAAUCCAGCCUACAAACAUCACGCCAUUCGAAUUCUACAAUUCUUGACUUACUCUGAACGGCCACUUCGAAUCGAUGAGGCGGUUGACGCAGUUACCGUACGAUUGACCGAUACCCCCCGAUUCGAGCCGAGAUAUCGGCUGGAAGAUCCCAAAAUGAUCGUUUGCUACUGUCCUGGUUUCGCUGUUCUGGUUGAAGCGUAUGACCAGCGGGCGAAGAAACACGUCAUUGAACUACAACUUGCGCAUCUUUCCGUUGAGGAGUAUUUCAAGUCGGAUAAACUCGAAAAAGACGUAGCAGGGUAUUUUGAAGAGGUUACUGCGGCCAAAACUCUUACUGAAAUCUGCGUCUCGUACUUGAUGACUUUGAGAGGGCCGACUCUACGACGGCAGCUGUUGGAGCAAUACCCCUUUGCCAAGUACGCAGCUAAAUACUGGUCAAAAUUCGCAUUCACGGUGGAAUCAUGCAGUGACGAAGUGGUUGAGCUUGUCAAAAAUUACUACUCAGCUGCAGCUCACGAAGCAUUCAGCAUAGGUUAUCAAAUCUCUAGCACAGACUACUAUUACAAGGACAACAGCAGCGACACAGUCACGCCCCUCUACUACGCAUCUUUCAGCGGCUUACUUAAUUCUGGUAUUACGGUUGUGCUCUGA
This is a messenger RNA of Beauveria bassiana ARSEF 2860, 4161 nucleotides long. Its product is annotated as phytoene dehydrogenase. Gene Ontology annotation, molecular function: oxidoreductase activity. The coding region runs from base 1 to 4161 and encodes 1386 amino acids. Gene Ontology annotation, biological process: carotenoid biosynthetic process; nucleoside metabolic process. The record is from RefSeq and is a predicted model, not a curated record. The transcript is spliced from 7 exons. Lineage: Eukaryota; Fungi; Ascomycota; Sordariomycetes; Hypocreales; Cordycipitaceae.